Messenger RNA from Drosophila ficusphila, 3373 nucleotides. Its product is annotated as cell wall protein AWA1. Gene Ontology annotation, molecular function: protein binding. Gene Ontology annotation, cellular component: stereocilium tip; plasma membrane; stereocilia ankle link complex. The record is from RefSeq and is a predicted model, not a curated record. Gene Ontology annotation, biological process: rhabdomere development. NCBI's taxonomy places the organism in Eukaryota, Metazoa, Arthropoda, Insecta, Diptera, Drosophilidae.
ACGACGGCUCCAACUUUUUGCCGCCUCAAUUUGUCGUCGCCACUCGCGAGAUUCGAUUCGUUGGUCCCGAAAAGCGCGUCCCCAAAAUAGAUAACUUCAUACUUCGUCUCCCGUUUUCCCGAAGAAGAAAAGCGCGUUGCUGGCUUAAAUUAUCUACUUCAACUCGUGCGUUUUUUUUAUUUAUUUUUGAAGUGUGUUAAUUCGAUUUGGGGCCAUCAAAAAAAAAGUGCUGAGAGUGCUGGGGGCACACGAAACGCUGCACCUGUCUCACCUGAGCGCCUCAAGCCACAAAAGUGUAAAGUGCAGCGCGACUAUUUCUCUGCCGUUUAUUAUUUUUGUUGCUUCGAGAUCGGAGAUUCAGCAAGAAUUCUGCGAGCGUGUGUGAGUGUUGUUAGUUUUUAUUGCCGCCGCGCUCUAAUUGCCAGGUUUCGAGUGGAGAAUUCUUCAGCCGCUUCUCCCACUUCUUUGGACGCCCGCACCGCAAAUGAGCUGCCUCUGAAGAAGCGCCAGUAAGAUGAUGACGAUGACAGCAGCCGCGGCAGCCUCCAUGUCCGCCUCCGCAUCCGCUAGCGGGUCGAUAGGGAACUCGGCAUCGACGGACUGCAGCAGCAGCAUGCAGGGAUCGACGACCAGCUCGGCGUCCAGCGACGUGAUGACCUUGACGACCACGGCGGCCUCCUCGUGGUGUGCCAUCCCGACCAGCUCCCGCCUCCGGGUGCUCCGCCUGGUGAGGCCGCACCAGCGCCGGCUCCUCGUGGGCGGACCGGAGCGGGGCAGCACCUACGGGUUCGCGGUGCGCGGGGGACGGGAGCACGGCACCGGGUUCUUCGUCUCCCACGUGGAGCACGGCGGCGAGGCGCAGCUGAAGGGCCUGCGGAUUGGCGACCAGAUCUUGCGGAUCAAUGGCUUUCGCUUGGACGACGCCGUGCACAAGGAGUUCAUCCAGCUGGUUUCUGGCCAGGAUCGGGUCACCCUGAAAGUGCGGGGCGUGGGGAUGCUGCCCUGCAGAGACCAAGCGGAGGAGCGCUUGUCGUGGAGCGUGGUGAAGCUGCCCAGCGUGAGCGGCACUCCGUCGGAGAGUUCCUUCAAGGGCGACCGACGUGGCGCCAGUCGGGACAUCAGCGUGGUCCUCCACGUGGCGCCCAGGACGAAGCUCGGACUGGGCAUCUGCAAGGGUCCCGAGUGGAAGCCGGGCAUCUUCGUGCAGUUCACCAAGGAGCGCAGCGUGGCCCGCGAGGCGGGACUCCGCCCUGGCGACCAGAUCCUCAGCGUCAACAGCAUCGACUUCUCGGACGUCCUCUUCAGCGAGGCGGUGGCCGUGAUGAAGAGCAGCAGCAAGCUGGACAUGGUGGUGCGCACGGCGGCCGGCUGCGACCUCUUCCCGGGCGAGUCCAGUGGCUACAACAGCUCCGCCAGCUCGGUAACGGGGGACCAGAGUCCCUGCUGGGCGGAUGCCAAGUCCAAGCGCCUCACGGCGGUCAGAGAGGAAGCCGGCGGAGGAGGAGGAGGCGGAGGCCUGAGCUCAGCUCCUGGAGCGGCAAGCACCAACUGGCCGCAGGGCGUCGAGGUGCACAAGCAGCUGAACAAGACCAUCAUCAAGCUGACGGAGAACGGGACCUCCAUCAACAACACGUACAUAGCCAGCAGCAGUACCGUUUCCGGUUCCGGUUCCUCCGCCAGCGCCAGUGGAACUUCCGGUCGCAGCCAGCAGCAACCGCAAGCGAAUCAUCCUUCGCGCCACUCAACCACGAUGAAGCGCAGCCACCUGAAGUCUGGGAAUACGCCGGGUUCCAGGGGAUCGGAAUCCGCAGGAUCUGGAUCUGUCGGGGGAGUUGUCGCUGCGCCGGCUCCCCCGCCACCGGCGAUCCUUGAGGAGGCUGCUGCCAGUAGAUCAGUGGGCAGCAGUCUAUCGAGUGCCAUAACCGAGGAGCUGAAGAAGCGGAAGGAGAAGCAGCAGCAGCAGCAGCAGCAACAACAGCAGCAGCAGCAGCCCAACAAUCGCGAUCGAGAUAGAGAUCGGGAUGGAAACCCAAAUGGACACGAAAGCGGGGAGCGUCACAAUGGAAACGGAGGCCACAGCCGCAGCUCCGGCGGCCCAGUGUCGCAUCGCCAGAGAGCCAAUCUUGCUGGCGUGGCUGCCACUCUGCAGGGCAGCGAACGCAUCAGCAAUGCGGGGGGAGGAGCAGGCGGCUCGGGCGGAUCGGGCGGCUCUGGUGGAGAUCAGCACACGGCGCUGAUGGACGAAUUCAAGCGGGCCCAUCAGCGAAUGUUCAGGAACGGGUUCCAUGAGAGCGAGCACAAGGAGCGUGGUGAAACGCUGAAGCGCACCUCGAUCAUGCCUGAUGAGAGCUGCUACCGAAACAGUAUCAACCACAACGGCAAUGGCAAUGGCAAUGGCAAUGGCCUCGCCAGCAACAGGAGCAGCAACUCCAGCCACACGAGCCACCUCAGUGGCAGCAAUCGACUGCAGCCCCAAAACGGAUCGCAUCCGACGAACGGCAACGGAUCCUCAGCAACGGAGCUUCCGCCGCCGCCACCACAGUUCGCCAACAUCCAGGCGGGCCAAGUGACGCCUCAGCAGCUCAAGCUGAUCACGGGAAACGGAGCUCCAAACAGAGUCGCAAGUGGAAGUGGAGUGCGGAUUGGACUAGGCAAUGGCAGCUUGGCCAAGGUCAAGCAGCCGAUGUCGCCCGUGCGCAGUGCCAGCAUCAGUGUGGGCGGAUUCCGGCCACUAGCCACGCCCCAACCCGACUACGAUGCUGUCCAGCUGAGAUCGCCCGCUGGCACAGGAUCCGCGCCAGGAGGAGCAGCCACGAGUCAGCAGCAGAGGCGCACCCUGCGACUGGGCACGGUGACCAUCGGGGAGUACGGGGAUCACAGGACGACAGCCAAGCGGGAAACACUGCGGAAAACCAACGGCGAGGGCAGCUCCAAUGGGAUUCUGAAGAACGGAUCCAGCCGGAGCAGCGCCAGCUUAAAUCACGGCAACUCCCACCAGGCAGAGAAAUCCAUUAAGUUCGGCAACUGAUCGACCCGGACUGACCCGGUCAUAUAGUUUUGUGCAAUAUGCUCGAAGAUUAAGAAGGGAGAUCAAUCCAUAGGGAGAGUACAAACAAUCGGACGUGCAGCGGCUUUCCAUACGCAUAUAUACUUACCAUACUAUAUCCAUUACAUAUACAUGUAUAAUUUUUUUUGCUUACACCUAGCUUAGCUGUUUAUUUUUGCGAUUUGUUGGAAAUAAUGUACCUCUUGUUGCUAUUAUUUAACAAUCACUGUAAAUAACUCACAAACAAGUGCGUGUGUGUUUCCAAUACAGCAUAUAAUACCUUAUUCCCCGACUCUAAAAAUAUAAAUAAAUGUCUGUACAUCUAAA